Messenger RNA from Eubalaena glacialis (North Atlantic right whale), 2029 nucleotides. RefSeq names its product tripartite motif containing 21 (gene TRIM21). The transcript has 7 exons. Bases 106 to 1524 code for a protein of 472 amino acids. Lineage: Eukaryota; Metazoa; Chordata; Mammalia; Artiodactyla; Balaenidae. The record is from RefSeq and is a predicted model, not a curated record. Gene Ontology annotation, molecular function: protein binding; zinc ion binding.
ACAGGAAAUCGAAAGUGAAACAGGGAGCCGGCGAGUAUCUGCUAAGUCCCUUGAAAAGGCCACUGGAAGAUCUCCCCAGUGCUGCUUAAUAGGAACAUUACCCCUAUGGCCUCAGCAGUGCCCUUGGCAAUGAUGUGGGAGGAGGUCACGUGUGCUAUCUGCCUGGAUCCCAUGGUGGAGCCCAUGAGCAUCGAAUGUGGUCACAGCUUCUGCCAGGAAUGCAUCUCUGAGGUUGGGAAAGAUGGGGGCAGCGUCUGUCCUGUGUGCCGGCACCACUUCCUGCUCCGGAACCUCCGGCCCAAUCGACAGGUGGCCAACAUGGUGGAGAAUCUUAGAAAAAUCAGCCAGGAUGCCAAGGAGGGCACACAAGGCGAGCUGUGUGUGGUGCACAGAGAGAAACUUCACCUGUUUUGUAAGGAAGAUGGGAAGGCGCUUUGCUGGGUGUGUUCCCAGUCCCAGAAACACCGUGACCACCCCAUGGUCCCCAUUGAGGAGGCUGCUCAGGAGUACCAGGAGAAGCUCCAGGUGGCACUACAGAAACUAAGGAACAAGCAGGAGUUGGCUGAGAAGUUGGAAGUGGAUGUUGCAAUGAAGAAAGCAACCUGGAAGGGGAAGGUUGAGGCACACAAAUUGAGGGUUCACGAAGAGUUUGUAAGACAGAAAAACUUCCUGGCUGAAGAGGAGCAGAGGCAACUGCAGAAGCUGGAGGAGGAUGAGAGGGAAGAGCUGAGAGUCCUGGGGGCCACAGAGGCCGGGCUGGCCCAGCAGAGCCAGGCCCUGCAGGAGCUGAUCGCAGAGCUAGAGAGGAGGAGUCGGGGCUCAGCGCUGGAACUGCUGCAGGAGGUGAAAAGUGUCCUGGAAAGGAGUGAGUCCUGGAACCUGAAGGAGCUGGACAUCACCUCCCCAGACCUGAGGAAUGUGUGCUAUGUGCCCGGGGUUAAGAAGAUGCUGAGGACAUGUGGAGUACACAUCACUCUGGAUCCACAUACAGCCAAUCCGUGGCUCAUCCUUUCGAAGAAGAGUGAGACACGGAGACAAGUGAGGCUUGGAAACACCCAGCAGGAAAUGCCUGAAAAUGAGGAGAGAUUUGAUACCUACCCCAUGGUCCUGGGUGUCCAGCGCUUUGACUCUGGAAAAGUUUACUGGGAGGUAGAUGUGACAGGAAAGGAGGCCUGGGACCUGGGGGUUUGUAGAGACUCCGUGCAGAGGAAGGGGCAGUUUUUGCUCAGCCCCAACAAUGGCUUCUGGACAAUUUGGCUAUGGAACAAACAAAACUAUGAGGCUGGCACCUGCCCCCAUACUCCCCUCCACCUUCAGGUGCCUCCACGCCGAGUUGGGAUCUUUCUAGACUAUGAGGCCAGCACUGUUUCCUUCUACAACAUCACUGACCAUGGCUCCCUCAUCUACACCUUCUCUGAAUGUGCCUUCACUGGACCUCUGCGGCCCUUCUUCAAUCCUGGUUUCAAUGACGGAGGAAGAAAUGCGGCCCCUCUGAUCCUCUGUCCACUGACGAUGGGCUGGUAGGGAUCCAGAUGGCUCUGUCUGGACACCAGCACCUCUCUGUUGGUUCCCCUUCUCAGCCACUGGCCCUGUCUCCUUUGCCCAUGAACUCCAAACCACGUUUGUCUCUGCAGAGGUGUCAGGAUGCCAGCAGGCAAACUUUGGCAAGGAGGUCACCAGAGGUCUAUGUCAGAUGACCUGCAACACCAAUAUUCCUGCCCUGCAUUGCUUUAUGAUUCCCUCCAUGAAACAAGCUACUUGUAUUUGGCCCCCAAACUCAUCUGGAUCAACUAAAACAUGUUUCUGCCUUCCUUAUGUGAUUCGAGUUUUGUCUUCUCCUCUCCAUCUCUAGGCCUUUGGUCAGAUCCCUACUAUGUAUCUUGCAAAGGGCUUCCUAAAUAAAUUGGGCCUCAGUCUAGCCCAUCAUUCCUGUCUCGUACACAUCUAGGAUUAUCUUUCCAACAUACACGCAUCAGAUCAUGAGUGGCUCCCCACUGCCUAUAGAAAAACAGCCAUUAGCAGCCACACU